Spinacia oleracea (spinach) is the source of this 4395-nucleotide messenger RNA. RefSeq lists its product as uncharacterized. Gene Ontology annotation, molecular function: RNA-DNA hybrid ribonuclease activity; nucleic acid binding. The record is from RefSeq and is a predicted model, not a curated record. The coding region runs from base 1 to 4395 and encodes 1464 amino acids. Lineage: Eukaryota; Viridiplantae; Streptophyta; Magnoliopsida; Caryophyllales; Amaranthaceae. The transcript has a single exon.
AUGUUCAUAACGAGAAGUCAAGUUGUGGGAGUGCAGAUCCAGGCGAGGUACAGCAAGGUUCCGAUGAGACCUAAGGAGGUUCAUGCUCUAGUCACCCCGAUUCGAUUGGAGGACGUAGGUCCGAUGGGAGUAAUGGAGUUUUGGAGGGAUUGGGAGGAGUUUUACAUGCCUCCUUAUCCAAACCCUAGCUCUACCCCCCAGGUUAAUCUUCAGCGCCCUCUCCCUUGUUUGAAUAUGAAAUUAAUCCUAUGGAAUGUUAGGGGUGCCUCAAAAGAUGAUUUUCUCCCUUAUGCUAGAAACAUAGUAUCCAACCAAAACCCUGUUGCUUUCAUUUUCUUGGAAACUAAGGCGGAUGACUUGCGUGCUAACCAAGUUAGGACUCAAUUAGGUUUUCAUGAAUUUAGAGUGGUCCCUGCUACUUCUAUGAGAGGUGGAAUUUGGCUUUUCUGGAAAAAGGACAUAGAUUUAGUCAAUUAUGCAACUGGGGAUUUUAAUUUUCAUGCCCUGUUCCAUUUUAAGAAUGUCAAAAAAGAUGCUUUAAUCACUGGCAUGCAUGCCCCCAGCUCUGCUGCUCAGCGUCAUCAUGUUUGGAAUACCAUGCAAUCUAAUCUUCCUCCUCCUAGUACCUCUUGGCUGAUGGUUGGGGAUCUGAACGAGGUUACUUCCCAAAGUGAAAAAAGUGGUGGUCGCAAUUUUAGGCCUUCUCAGUGUAGAGAUUUCACCAAUUUUACAGAUGAAGCUGGUCUUGUUGAUUUGGGUUACUCUGGAAAUCCUUUUACCUGGGAUAAUAUGCGAGAUGGGGUUGUAUGCAUUAAAGAAAGAUUAGAUAGGGCUCUUGCUAACCCUACUUGGCUCCACAAUUUCCCUCAAACUCAGGUAAUGCAUCUCCCUAGAAUUUAUUCGGAUCAUUCGCCUAUUGUUGUUUCUAUUAUAAAUAAUUAUGUUGCUGGAAAUUAUCCUUUUAGAUGCAAAGAGGUGUGGCUUGAGCACCCUAAUUUCAAAGAUUUUUUCAUCCAUAACUGGGACCCUCCUACUCACAAUUUUAUGGAAGGAAGAAAGUCUUUUCUUUUGAAUAUUAAAUCCUGGAACCUUAAUAUUUUUGGAAAUAUUGGUAAGAUCAAGAAUAGAUUACUUGCUAGACUAGAUGGAAUUCAAAUGGCCUUAGCUAAACAUUAUUCUUCCUUCUUAGUUAAUUUGGAGCAAGAUCUUCGAAAUCAACUUAAUGAUAAUUUCAAGAAAGAGCGUAUUAUUUGGGCGCAAAAGGCCGGAAUUAAUUGCCGAAAACAUGCUGAUUAUAAUACCAAAUACUUUCACCUUUUGGCCAAAAUUAAAAAAAGUAAAGGAAAAAUUCAAACUUUAAAAUGUCUGAAUUCUGAUGAUUGGGUUAUUGAUAACAGUCUUCUGAAAGACAUUGCUUCGAAUCAUUUUCAGAAGAUUUUUACUACUUCUCUUGUUUCUUGUAAGAGGACUCCUGCGUUCGCUCCUCUUAUCACCCUAGAUGAGACUUCUAUUAACCAAAUGAAGUUAUUGCCAACUCUUGAGGAGAUCAAGUCUAAUCUUUCUAGAAUGGACUCGAUGAAAUGCCCGGGUCCUGAUGGUAUUCAAUCCAUUUUUUACAAAAGGUUUUGGGGGGAGUUGUAUGUCUCCAUUUCAGACUUCAUUGUUGAUUGUUUUAGGAAUUGUUGUGUUCCUGAGGAGCUCAAUAGAUCGUAUAUUUCUCUUAUUCCUAAAUCCCAAUGCCCAACUUACAUUUCAGAUUUCCGUCCUAUAGGUCUUUGUAAUACCAUGUAUAAAUUAAUCACAAAAAUUUUAGUUUCGCGAAUUACUCCUGUUUUGGGUUCCCUUAUUAGUCCCCUCCAAUCUAGUUUUGUUCCAAAUAGAGGUAUUGAAGAGAAUAUUAUUAUAGUUAAGGAGGUUGCUCAUUUCUUCAAUAAAGCCAGAAAAGGAAAACGGAUAAUGGCUUUGAAAUUAGAUAUUACUAAGACCUAUGAUAGUUUGGAAUGGAGUUUUAUUCGUGAAACUUUGCUUGGUUUUAAAUUUCCAAAUGGUAUGGUCAAUUUGAUUAUGAAUUGUGUUUCUAGCCCCAUCAUUUCGGUUCUCUGGAAUGGUGAAGUCACAAAAGAUUUUAGACCUUCUCGGGGGAUUAGACAGGGCGACCCUUUGUCUUCUUAUCUUUUUGUGUUAUGCCUUGAAAGAUUAUCUUUAAUGAUUGAAGAACACGUGAAGCAAAAUCUGUGGGCUCCCCUUAAGCUUUCCAAAAAUAUCUCUUUAUCUCACAUUUUUUACGCGGAUGAUGUUUUUCUUUUUGGUACGGCGAAUGUAGAAAAUUUAGAUGUUAUGAUGGAUGUCUUAAAUAAUUUUGGAAAUGCGUCUGGUCUUCGUAUCAAUUUAGCUAAAUCAAGCCUUAUUUUCCCUUCAAAUAUGAACCAUAUUUUAAGAACAGACUUAUCUUCCAAGUAUAACCUAAAAACUUCUUCUUCUUUUGGAAAGUAUUUGGGGGUACAAAUUAGUUCAAAUAGACUGAAAUUAAGUAAUUAUUCUGAUUUGCUUCAAAAGACUACGGAUCGUAUUCGGGGUUGGCAAGCCAAGUUGCUUAAUAUGGCGGGUAGAUGUACCCUUAUUAAAUCAGUUUUAAGCUCAUAUCCUGUUUAUGCCAUGCAAACUGCUCUUUUACCGUUUAAUGUUCUUACCACUAUCGAGAAAGGUUGCAGGAAAUUUCUGUGGAAUAAAGUGGAUAGAUCUAGGUAUGUGCCACGUACUAGUUGGACCAACGUUGUGAAACCCAUGCAAGCAGGUGGUUUAGGCAUUCGAAGAUUAAAAGAGUGGAAUUUGGCUUUUAUGGCCAAGUUAGGUUGGACUAUGUUAACCCAACCUCAUAAACUUUGGGUUCGAAUUAUGAAUGAUAAGUAUCUCCAUCGCUCUGCCCUUUUUAAUGCUUCUCCUCAACCUUAUCACUCUCCCUUGUGGAGAGACAUCUUGAAGGGUCGUUCUCUUUUAGAAAAAGGUUUGAAAGUUGGAAUAGGAAAUGGCACUACCACGUCCUUAUGGUAUUAUCAUUGGGUAGGAGCAGGUCCUAUUUAUCAGUCUAUGGAUAUUGAUGUUCCUAAUUCUAAAGCCCACUGGUUUGUGAGCCACAUUAUUAGGUAUGGAAAAUGGAACUUAGAUGAUAUUAAUCACUUGAUUCCCAAUGACUUGAAGGAGCAGAUCUUAGCCACUCCCCUUCCUCAAUCCUCCAUUGUAGAGGAUUUUAUUCACUGGGUCCCAUCUAAAGAAGGAUCAUUUUCCAUAAAAUCUGCUUACAAUCUGCUUCUAAGUUCUCCUCCUGAUAGUUCCCAAAGUACUUUUGCUGUAAAUCACUUCUCUUUUCCUUGGAAGAGUCUUUGGAAACUUAGAGCUCCUUUUAAAUAUAAGAUGCUGUUGUGGAACUGUAUGCAUGAAAUUUUACCUUGUGCCAAAAGUCUAAACAGGUUUGCUACACAUAUCUCUCCACUCUGUGUUAGGUGUAACUUGCAGGAAGAGUCUCAUUUGCAUAUCUUCAGAGACUGCUCCUCUUCCUCUAUCCUAUGGAAUUAUAUUUUCCAAAGAGUCCUGAUUCCAAAUGCUUUUAAUUUUGAGAUUUUCCAGAAUUCUACUUGGUCUGAUUGGAUUGACUACAAUUUAAAGCUUAGUGAUUCUUGGAAAAUCAUCUUUAUAGUGGCUAUCUGGCAUCUCUGGAAACAUAGAAACUCUACAGUUUUUGAACAAAAAAUGGGAAGUGCUUUCUCUCUUUUUAAUGCGUUUUAUGUCGAUUGGAAGAUAACUGUGUCAGUUUUGCAGGGUAAGGGCAAAGAAAAGAUGGGUGAGCCCAUUCCUCCACAUCCAACCUGGAUUCCACCUGCAAAAGGAUUCAUGAAGCUGAAUACAGAUGGUGCUUGGAAAGGAAUUGAUAAGGCAGGUGGUGGAGGUGUGUUACGCAAAGAAACAAGUGAUUGGUUUUUAGGCUAUUCGAGCAAGUUUAAUGCUAAGACGUCGUUAGCAGCUGAACUUUUAGCCUUAAGGGAAGGUCUUUCUGUAGCAAAGGCUUUUAAUGUUGAGAAAUUUGAAGUCGAGACUGAUGCUGACUCGCUGAUCUUUAUGUUGGAUACUUCGACAGUCAAUUCUUACCCUCACCAUGAAUUAGUUGCAGUUAUUGAGGAUGUGAGAAAGCUUAUGGUUGGCAACUGGGACCUUCAGAUGAGGCAUAUUCCACGCCACAAAAAUCUUGUCGCUCAUGGGCUUGCUGCUAUUGCUAUGGAGAUGGCGGUGGGUCACAAAUCUCAUUUUGACCCACCUGCUGCAGUGCAAUCUGACUAUGAAAAUGAUAAGAAAUCUGCCAUGGUCAUUCGUGCUAGGACUAUAGGAAGUGAUGGGAACUGA